Molecule: messenger RNA, 1182 nt
Organism: Batrachochytrium dendrobatidis JAM81
Lineage: Eukaryota; Fungi; Chytridiomycota; Chytridiomycetes; Rhizophydiales
Exons: 5
Coding region: 1-1182 (393 amino acids)
Source: RefSeq, a predicted model, not a curated record
AUGAAUAUUGAAACAACAAAGACAGCAACAACACAACUGUUGAAUGAAUAUUACCAAAUCAGCACUCAAGCCAUACCAACACAGAGAGUCAAGUCUGAAUGGCAGGAUGACAACAAACGAGGUUUCUUCUUGGGAAUCAUCCAAGAGGGAGAAACCUCACACAUCACUCGACUGCACAACCUGCUGACUGCCAACCAAUUUGCAGAGCAGCAGGAAUUCUCAACCAAGAUCCAGUUGGCAGACCCAGAACAUCAUUGUACAUUCAUUGAUGACAUGUUUGGGUAUUACAUACUGCCAUUCCACAAAGACUACAACGAUUCAUCCAGCUGGCACACUCCAGUUUCAUCAAACCCAACAUCAAGAACCAACUCUGAUGAUCUGGACUAUGUUGAAAAAGUGAGUGAGCUACAGCACAAGGACUUGAACAAGCUGUCCUUGCAAGGAGCACACAUCAUAUCCCAAAAGAACAUUGGAAUGGCAUACAACAAACCAUCCAUAUUGUUACGAGCUGGUUUGACGCAGAAACAUCAAAUACAGAACGGACUGUUGUUGUGUAUCAAGUGCCAUGACCAGUUUGGUAAACUAAAGCAAUAUGUGGAUGUAGUGGAUGACAAACUGGUGAUCAAAGUGAUCAAUGAUCCAACAAGUGACAAGCACAAGAAGUGGAUUGAGACAAUUGAAGAUUUGAAAGCUAUCCGCAGAACAAGGCAAAAAAGAUGGACUGACAAUCGACAAACAGUCGAAUCCAACAGUGAAAUGACAUUGUAUUUCAUUCACAACAAUCCAACUCGACUACCAAACAGGAAUGCACUAGAGUUCCACAAGACAACAUAUCUCAUUUGGUGUAUGGCUGGUGGUGUAGAAUCUGAUGAUGAGUAUUGUCCAUAUGAUGAUAAUGGCUGUACUCCUGUAGAUUACCAGAAAAUCCACAUCGGAACGUUCCUUGCUCUCGUUUGUGAUUGUUUUCCGUGGAUUGUUCUGGUAUUUUAUGUAGCUCACUUUUUGCCUCGCACGCAUAUGUGCAAUACAAUCCGUAGUGUGUUGCUCAAUGACACUGAUCAAAUGCAUGCCAUUCAUCAGACAUUGUUGAAACCAUUACAAAACCUGUUUGGACCAAAUCAAACUGUGACAAAUACCGCAUACUCGGAUCAUCGUCAACUAAACCAGGAAUACACACUUUGA